Molecule: messenger RNA, 1464 nt
Organism: Bradysia coprophila
Lineage: Eukaryota; Metazoa; Arthropoda; Insecta; Diptera; Sciaridae
Gene: Gr28b
Product: Gustatory receptor 28b
Biological process (GO): chemosensory behavior; male courtship behavior; sensory perception of taste
Cellular component (GO): dendrite; axon; neuronal cell body
Source: RefSeq, a predicted model, not a curated record
UAAACGCAUUCGUUUACGCGGAAAAUAUAUUCAGAUAUCAUUCGGCUUCCGUCUGUUGACAAAAUGAUCUGAAAAGCUCGGGUCUCUUGAUAAAUACUGUGAAAAUCAAUUAAUCGCUCCGAAAGAAAGUGAAAAAAGACGAAAAAUGGAAAAACUCAAAAAGUUCCUCCGAACGGUCCAUGAUUUCACCAAUCCAACGGAUGUAUUUGUCGCCCAACGACCAUUGUUUCUGAUGAGCUUUUUGGUUGGCAUAUUGCCAUUGAAUCUGACUGGCCGGGAAGGUAAGCGACGCCUUGAAGUGACCGUGUUCGGAUUUAUAAUCACCGGAAUGUAUGGCCUGGUCUUUGCCGUUUGUUACAUUAUCACACUGAUUCGACACAACAGUUUGACGGGAUAUUUCUUCCAAUCGGACAUUGCUAACAUUGGCAACACAUUAACACUGUGUACGGCUUUUAUGACUCUGACCGUGACGUUCUUGUCGUGCAUCAUUCGUCGUUUCAAGUUGAUUGCCGUGUACAAUAUGUUGGCGAAAAUCGAUGGAAAAUUGAAGGAUCUGGGCAUGGAAAUUGACUACAAAAGUACGUUGAUAUUCAUUGGCGUAUCUGUUCUAACGUUUGUCCUGAUUUACGGCUUUUAUUUGGGUGGAAGCUUUUGGCUGUUAAUAUCAUCCAACGUUUUUCCGAAUUUUACGGUUUGGAUGACCUUUUUCCUACCGCAUGCGAUGACAUCAAUGGUCGCAAUUAUGUUCAUGUGCAUUGUUAAGCAGAUUCGGCACAGGAUUCGAUGUUUAAAUGUGAUUUUAAUGAACCUUUGCCAGAGCUACGUCAAUGGGAUCGCUUCCAAAGGAUCGAUUAACUACAUCAAGUCAAAGCGCCUAGUUGGAAUAAAUUCUAACUUUUCGUCCACCAACAAAGACAUACUGUAUGUACUGGAGGAGACGUGUCGGCUCCAUGAAGAUUUGUGUGAUACUUGCUUCAUUACGGAACAAUAUUUCGGCAUCCAAAUGCUAACCAUUGUAUGCAUAGCUUUCCUUGUCAUAGUCUUUAACAGUUACUAUGUUCUUGAAGUGGCUUUGGGCAACGGUCAGUACAAUAAGAAUAUUGGUGACAAGGAAUUCGUUGUGUUUUUCGUCUAUCAAAUGGGCAUGUACGUUCUGGCCGUGUUGGCUAUCGUUCAAAGUAGUCAUUCAGCAACGGCUGAGAAUGAAAAAUGUUCCAUUUUCGUGCACAAAUUGUUGAACAUUUUCUCGGAAAUUGAAGUGAAGGAGAAGUUGCUGCAGUUUUCGAUUCAAUUACUUCAUCGAAGGGUAAAAUUUACAGCCUUCGGAUUGUUUCCAUUGGAUCGAACAUUGAUUUUUACGAUCGUCGGAGCCACUACCACCUACCUCAUUAUCUUGGUGCAAUUUACAUUGAGUAAUUCGCUUAAAGCAAAUAUUUAGUGAAUAAAACUUGUAAUUUAAUAGAA